This is a messenger RNA of Penicillium cataractarum, 2001 nucleotides long. RefSeq names its product WD40 repeat domain-containing protein. Gene Ontology annotation, molecular function: protein binding. Gene Ontology annotation, cellular component: Cul4-RING E3 ubiquitin ligase complex. The coding region runs from base 1 to 2001 and encodes 666 amino acids. Gene Ontology annotation, biological process: proteasome-mediated ubiquitin-dependent protein catabolic process. The record is from RefSeq and is a predicted model, not a curated record. Lineage: Eukaryota; Fungi; Ascomycota; Eurotiomycetes; Eurotiales; Aspergillaceae. The transcript has 6 exons.
AUGGCCUCCGCAGGAAUGUCGUCCGAGGAGACAGGCGAACCGAUAGAGGAUGAGCCCGUUUGGCACCCAGCCCAUGAACACCUGGAUGAAACAGAUACGACAACAGACCCGGAUUACCAGCCUAGCCCAUCCGAGGGCGAGCGCAGAUUCGGGGUACUCGACGAGUGGGGUGGCAUUGAGAGUUAUGAAGACCCUCCUUAUCCAGACCCUCCCGAUGAUUUGGAGGAUUUGGAGGACGAUGAUGACGAUUACCUCGGAGCUGAGAGGUUCAUAAGAGCAGACCCUAACGAUCCCACAUUUGCGCGGAAUUAUCUAUUCCAGUUACUGGCUUCCGGUGGUUUCCGAGAGGCUCUCCUUGCGAAUGGUUUGGAUCCGGGCCCGCCUCUUGAGGACGACGACCUGGAAGAGCCCGAUGAAGACUUCAUCCUUGCCAUGACGGCUAGAUUAGCAGGAAGACGGCGCAGACCGAAGUUCGUGUGGCCCAAAGUACCCAGCGAGGAAGGCACCAAAUUGAUGAGAUCCGGGCACUUUGGCACCGAGCCAUAUUACGUCGAUCGAAUCAAAAAGCGCAAAGAGGUCUUUGCCACAAGUCUCAUGUGGCGGGAGCUUGGCAUUGAUUCUCAUGGAGUACGGAUCAGAGCUGAUCAGUCCAUUUCCCAGACUAUGAUACCUAGCUCUCGCGCCGACAGCAUCAUCCACUACGAUUCCAGAAGCUACUCUGGUCAGUUCUCUGAUGAUGGGAACUUCUUUUUCUGUUGUGAGCAGGACUUCAGGGUUCGGAUGUACGAUACAUCCAACCCGUUCGCAUGGAAAUACCUUAAGACCGUCGAGUAUCCAUAUGGUCAAUGGACCAUCACAGAUGCUUCGCUUAGCCCGGACAAUCGAUUUCUCGCCUACAGCUCUAUCCGCAGAACUGAAUUUCUCCCUUUACCGAAUCAGCCGAUAACCCAAGGUCUUGAUAUUUCACGUUCGCGCUUUGGUAUUUGGUCACUUCGAUUCUCUGGAGACGGCCGAGAGGUCGUAGCUGGCACGUCAGAGAACUCAGUCAUAGUGGUCGAUCUCGAAACACGGACGCCGGUUCUUACUCUAAAAGGUCGUCAUCAGCACCACGUCAAUGCGGUCUGUUUCGGCGACACCUCGUCGCCUCACAUUCUCUACUCUGGCUCUGACGAUACAACUUUGCGGGUCUGGGACCGACGCUCAAUGGCCGACAGACGUGAAGCCGGCGUGUUCCUCGGUCAUACAGAAGGCUUGACAUACAUUGAUAGCAAGGGCGAUGGCCGCUACGUCUUGUCCAAUAGUAAAGACCAGACGAUGAAGCUUUGGGACCUGAGAAAAAUGAUGCCGCCAUCCAGAGCCGAUGCGGUUGAAAGGAACGCUUACUCCACGGAUUUUGACUAUCGGUUCCAGGAAUAUCCGGAGUCCCAUCGUGUGGCGCAUCCUUAUGACCACUCCGUUGUCACCUUCCGGGGCCAUCGCGUUCUUAAGACCCUGGUUCGCUGCCACUUCUCGCCUCCUGGCAGCACAAACUCGCGCUAUGUCUACACUGGUAGCGCCGAUGGUAAGGUCUAUGUGUACAACAUCGAUGCCACGUUGGCUGGUACUAUCGAUGUUCAAGCCGCGACAAUGAAUUCUCGGCCUCGUGGGCCAGAUAUCCUUACUAACAUGUGGGAUCUCCAUGGCGAUAUGGAGUGGAGAACGUGUGUUCGGGAUGCUAGUUGGCAUCCUAAUGUGCCAAUGAUUGCAGCAACCUCCUGGAAUGGAUGGGGAUUGUCUAGCGGCACAUGCACGAUUCAUUCAUGGAACGACGGCGCCGACGAGGAUGAGGGCGAUCGGUCAAUUGGGCGGUGCUACGAUCAUAAGUUGAGGCCCCUUCCCGAAUACAACCAUUAUCAGGACGAUUCCUCGCCCAGCCCAGAGCAUAGACGCACACGCCGCACUCUGCGCAGCAGGCCGGUGGCUCGGUUGGAUACGGACGAAGAUGACGACGAUGAUUGGUGA